Messenger RNA from Sabethes cyaneus, 7762 nucleotides. RefSeq names its product methylcytosine dioxygenase TET (gene Tet). The record is from RefSeq and is a predicted model, not a curated record. Gene Ontology annotation, cellular component: nucleus. NCBI's taxonomy places the organism in Eukaryota, Metazoa, Arthropoda, Insecta, Diptera, Culicidae. Gene Ontology annotation, biological process: oxidative demethylation; positive regulation of transcription by RNA polymerase II. Bases 1 to 6252 code for a protein of 2083 amino acids. Gene Ontology annotation, molecular function: DNA 5-methylcytosine dioxygenase activity. The transcript is spliced from 12 exons.
AUGAAAAAUGAAAGACGGCAAAACAAAGAUUCGACCGCUGAAUGUUUAAACGAAGCUUCCGCUCAGUGCGAGCCUUCGCCGCGUUCGACAACCUGGUCAGAUUCGGUCCUCGAAAAGACCGUAGACAUCGAUGUCAUCCGAAAAGUGUCGGCCGUCAAUCAGGACAUGAUCGAACUGGGAGAUUUGGAUGCCUCCGGUGAGUUCGAAAAAGAAUGCAUCCUUACCCGGUUCGGCAAAAGUAUCUGUGCAGCCCGAAUGACACAGAUCCCAAGCCAUCCGACCGAUUUCCGGAACAACGAAUCGCUACUGCUUCUACACGGGGGCGAGGAUAGUGGACGCGGUCGUAAGGCGUUGAGUCUCGGUGCGACACCGAAGAAUCUUCCGCAGCAGAACACAUCGGCCAGUCCGGCACCGGCAUCGUUGCCACAUCCGUCGCCCAACACCACCACAACCGGAGCGACCGGUCCCGUCGGGAAUGUUGUCCAAUCGAGCCAACUGGUGACCGUAUCCGGGGCCCAGACAGGUGUUGUGCAGAAUACGCUGCUGGUCAAUAAUAAUAGCAACCAAGCCAGCGCACCGCCCCAGCAGGCACUGCAACAACAGCAACAGCAGCAGCAACAACAGCCGGUUUUGCCGCAACAGCAACAGCAGCAUCAGCAGCACCACCACCAUCAACAGCAAGUGCCAACCGGUGUAAUCAAAGCCGAAGUAAUGAAGGAUCAGCCGCAACAACCGAUGGCACCAAUGGCUUUCUAUCCGACAUGGCAAGCUGAUCCGUCGCAGGGUUGGCAGAAUCAGUUCAUCCAGCAAAUACCGCAGAACACUCCCGCUAUCACACCGCUAAACUCGCUCGAAUUCCAGCCACAGGGAUAUGCCGCCUACCAACCGAACGGUUACGUCCAAACGGCCGGUAUCGGUUUCGAUCCCAACUAUGGUCGGACGUACGCCGCACCACCGACCGUACAGCGCUACGAAUUCCAGACCAACCAGAUCACUCCCAUCAACCAGGUAUCGCUGCAGAGCGUUUCCUUCGCACCGACCGUUACCUACGCCGGUCAGGUGUCGACCGGUCCGACCGUCGUUUCCCACAAUCCGCACGAUCAGUUCAACUUGCAGCUGAACAAGCAGACGUCGGGAAACGACAUGCCUGGAUAUCCACGGGUGAACAGCGUACCGCCGCGCUCACUCAAUUGUAAUGGAUAUUCAGGCCAACAGGAAUAUGGCGGUCAAACCACUACUCAAGCCAGUUCGGCAACCACUAAUGUGACCAACGCUAAUGGAACAUCCACCAGCACCGGGGCCAGCGGUUCGGGAGGUAGCUCUUCGAUGCAUCCACCGGCGCAGGUCCCGCAGUCACCGAACCGACAAUCUCAGCAACAGCAACCUCCUCGUCCCAACUCCAACCAGCAGCUGUACGCACAACAAUCUCCAAAUCCCUACAACAGCAGCGGAAACAACAGUCUGCAGCAGUCACCAAACCACAACAAUGGUGCUAACAGCGCAAACAACAACAACGUAUACGCGCAGCAAUCGCACAGCGGUAUGCACACUCCUUCACCCAUGCAAACGCCAGACAAUCACCAGUCUCCAAACCACCUAAACGGAAACCAACAGCAACAGCAACCCCAGGGUGACUGGGGAGGGUGGAAUCAACAGCAGCAAUCGCCCGAUCUGUUUAGCCAAUCGGAUCGCGUGAACUUGAAUUCGCGAAUAAAAACGAUGAUCAUGAAUAAAAAUGAUUCCAAAGAUGUGAUCGGUGGACUGCAGCCCACCGGUCAGCACAUGACUCAUCUAGGCGUCCAAAGCCCCGUGCUAGGACAAGGGCCGGCUCAACAACAGACCGGUCAUUUUUUAUCGUAUAGCCACCAUCUUCGAGACAGCCUAACGCCUACGACGCUGGCCUCCGGUCAUUCACCGAUUCCGGCCUCAGCAAUGAUGGGCGGUGGAGCAGGCAGUGGCAGUAACAGUACUUCCAACGAUGGUACUAUCGGAGAUGGUGGCGGUCUGAUCAACAGUAUCAGUAAUAUUGUUGAUCCAAACUGGAAGCAAAGUAGCAAAUCGCCCGGCCUUGGACCCAUGGAGAGCAACGGUCCAGCCGGCAGAGCAGAGCACGAACAUCAUACGCUAAUGGGCGAUCUUCAUCACGGUAGUAAGCAUCAGGGUUUUGAGCAGAAGCAGCAACUAAUCGACAAGAGUAAUACCGACCCAGGAGGCGGUGGACUGCAUCAUGACUCCGGUGGCGGUGGCGGCGGCGGCGGCGGACAUGACAGUAAGCACAAGCUGAAUUCCUCCAAAUCGUCGUCUUCUUCGUCGUCCUCCUCCAAGUCUAAGAGCGGUAGCCAUAAGAGUAGCGAUAAGCAUAGCAAAUCGAAAAACAAUCAUCAUCUCGACAUGAAUCAACAAAUAGACUCUAACAAAUCUUCCAGUAAUCUUAAUAGCUAUUCGAGUAGUAGUUUUAUGAACGACCAUCACUCGUCGUCAUCUUCGUCGUCGCCGUAUCCGAAUCUUAAUCAAACAUAUCCAGCAUCCAAUCACAGCAGUAGUAGUAGUAAUGCAUCAUCAUUAGCGCUCGGUGGCUACCCGAGCCACCUGGACAGCAAACUAGACGAUAAGAGCCCGCUGAACCGUUUCCGCCAUGACAACUUGAACAGUGGCUUUAAUCCACACCUUCCACAUCAUCAACAGUCGUCUCACAUGCACAGCGGAGCAUUCCAUCAUCCACAAACCGCUGGCAGCGGUAGUUCCUCCAGUUACAAUCUAAUGAACGUAAAGAAAGAACCCGGCCUGCUCGAAGACGUCGGACAACCAGCGAAGUUCGACGGGUACGAAAAGAACUACCAGAAUUUCAUUCGCUACGGAGAUUAUGGCGACACCAGUCAACCACCGCAAUCUCAACCUCCGCAGCACACCAGUUCUGGUCUGUCGGGUUCGACUAAAUCCGAGUACAACAGCUACUACUCGCCCUACGGAAGCUACCCCGGGUAUCAGAAUUACCCCAACUAUCACAACCAGAACUUCAACAGCACUUCCACUGGCAGCGCGCUUCCGCCAACACCGGAACUAAGCACACCCCUGCCAGCCAUAACAACACCGGUAGCACAUCAAACCAACUUCGAGCAGCAGAUUCCUGCCCACACGUAUCCAAUUCCAAAAAACAGCAGUCUGCCACAGGCAGACAUUCCCAUCAAGUUGGAAACCGAAGAUGGCUCAUAUCUCAACACCAGCGCCAACAGUGGAUCAUCGCUGGGUGAUCCGGUUCCUACAACGCCAACGGCGGCAACGAACAACGUUCCACCAGUUACUUCCGAGCCGGAACCUCCUCCCCCGGCAACGCCGGUGGCGACUCAGCCCACUCCGUCGACAAGCAAGUCCAAAAAAUCCGACAAAAAGGAUAAAGCCAACAAGGACGCCGCUGCUGCGGCGGCGGCCGCGGCUGAUGGUGACAUCAAAACCGAACCGGGCAGCAAUAGCGGAGGUGGCGGUGGAAGUAGCAAAAGCAAAAAGAAAGAAUCGAAGAGUUCGAAAAAGGAACAGGAAGCCGCGGCUGCCAAGCAGGCGGAAGACGAAAAGCUAGAAAAGGCUCACAAACCGGAAGCUCCGGACUGCGAUUGUUUUGCGUCGUCCGACACGAAACCGCCGUCCGAACCGGGAAGCUACUAUACCCAUCUAGGCUGUGCAUCUUCCCUGGAGGAACUGCGUCGAGAAACGGAAACUCGAGUGGGUCUCUCCGGUAAGCAGCUGCGGAUAGAGAAAGUAGUGUACACCGGGAAGGAGGGCAAAUCCAGCCAGGGCUGUCCGAUUUCGAAAUGGGUCAUCCGACGGGUUGACCCCGAGGAAAAGCUGCUCUUCAUCGUCAAGCGAAGACAAGGGCAUCGAUGCAAGGCGUCCUUCAUUGUGAUAUGUAUCGUAGUCUGGGACGGUAUUCCGACACAGGAAGCCGAUAGUGUCUACCGAAUGCUGGCAGUCAAACUGAACAAAUACGGUCUUCCAACGGUUCGUCGCUGUGCGACGAACGAGAACCGAACGUGCGCCUGUCAAGGUCUUGAUCCAGAAACGUGUGGCGUAUCCUACAGCUUCGGCUGUAGUUGGUCGAUGUACUACAACGGUUGUAAGUACGCCCGAUCCAAAACGGUGCGCAAGUUCCGUCUCUCGGUCAAGAAUGAAGAAGCCGAGAUCGAGGAACGCAUGAACAUUUUGGCGACAAUGCUAAGUCCACUGUACGUCACGGUUGCUCCGCAGGCGUUCCAGAACCAAGUGCAAUAUGAGAGGGAAGCCCCUGACUGUAGGCUGGGCCUGAAACCCGGGAAACCCUUUUCAGGUGUCACAUGCUGUUUGGAUUUCUGCGCUCACACACACCGAGAUCUGCACAACAUGCAGGACGGUUGUACGGUGCAGGUUACUCUGUUGAAGCCGUUACCUCCUGGCGUUAAAGCCGACGACGAACAACUGCACAUCCUGCCGCUGUAUACUAUGGACACCACGGACGAGUUCGACAGUGAAGAAGGCCAGAAAAAGAAGGCUGAAACCGGAGCUGUGCAAGUGCUGGAGAAAUUUCCGACUGAAGUUCGCGUUAGAUCCACUCCUCUUCAGCCUUGCCGACGUCACGGAAAGAAACGUGGUAACGGUAAAGACGAGAAGGCUAAGGAUGGUGAAAAUUCCAACAAUGAAGAAUCGGUGCCAGAAACGCCACCACCUCCGCCUCCACCGACGAAGAAAGAAAGUAAAUCCAAAAGCAAGAAAGGUUCCUCUAGCUCUGCCAAUAAUAGCAACAGUAGUACCAGUGGCAAUGUCAGCAAUAACAGCAACCAAAAUAGUCAAAGUUCAUCCGGUUCCGGAUCGCCUAGGUCGCACACUCCUGGAAACAAUAGCUCAAAGUCCGGUAACAGUGGUGGAAACGGUACCAACAGUGGAGAGAUCAUGGACAAAACGGGUAACGGUCAGCUACCACCUACUGGAAAUAAUGGAUCAACCAGUGCAUUCACGGCGCCAAACACUAUCAAUUCUCCAAACAAUACUGGCAACACGAACAGUACUCUUGUCGAUAUGGCAUCUAUGAUCGACAACUUCACCGAUGCUCAGCUACAGUCGAAUCAGAUAUCCAGCACCGUACUGGAUUCGCCGUACAGCUACGACUACAACACCGGACAGUACAUCGACAAUCGACAGUACUACAACAACUGGCCGACGGAUUACUACGGUAAUCGAACCGAUCCGAAUAAGAUGCUGGGUCGCAACGAAGAAAUUCCGGAUACCACCACCCGACCAGGAAGCAACAGCAGUAACUCAGCGUUCAGUCCGAGUAUUCCGGAUCCGACGAAAACACCAACUCCGAUCCACAUGGAUGACUACAGCACUACUAAACUUAGUCAGCAGCAAAGCCAAAACACGUACCAUACGCUUCAGCAGCCCGAGCAAGGUUUUGUGAAACCCAAACCGCCAGACUACAAUCCAGGCUAUGGCUACCAUCCAAAUACUCCGAUGAGCUACGGUUACCAUCCGCCGUACACUCCGUACGAUCCCUACCAGAACUACAACUAUGGCUACCCGCCACAGACGUACCAUCCAACAUAUCACAACAUGUACUCCGCCACGCAGACACAGCUGCCCGGAACAGGCCCAGCGCCACCGCCGCCUCCAACGGCCGUCAUCCCAGCACCUCCUCCACCCUCCAACUGGAACCUCUAUCCCCCGCAUCCACAUCACCAAACGCAUAUCCCGCCAACCGCCCCAGCGCAGCUGCACGCACCCCACCAACCGCAUCUCGGUCCAAAACAGCAAGAUCUUGCCCCCGUCAUGCAGCAGCCUCCUCAGCCCCCAGCACCUCCACCACCGCCAAAAGAAACCCUAGGCGAAGUGACCGAAACAAACGAAAACGUCGACUGCUUCGAGGAUCCGCAGAUGGGCGGUGUUGCGAUUGCCCUACCGCACGGCAGUGUCGUCAUCGAGUGUGCCAAGCUGGAGAUGCACUCGACGACGGCGCUGAAAAAACCGAACCGGCUCAAUCCGACGCGGAUGACGCUGAUCUUCUACCAGCAUCGGAACCUAAACCGGCCGAAGCACGGCAUCGCCGAGUGGGCGGAGAAGAUGCGGCUGAAAAAGCUCGGCGUCGCCACCAACGAUCCGAUCGACGACAAGGACAUGCUGCUGAUGCAGGAGGACGACAUCAAGGCGGAACCGCUGGACGAUCUGCACCACAUGCGGCACAUGGGAGAGGAACACGACUUAAUGGACGUCGAGUACUCGGGAGUCUAGUGGUGAGAGAAAAAUCUGCCGCCAGGUCGACCGCUGGAUGAGCAGAUUACCACACAUACCACCAGCAGCAGCAGCCAUUUUAGCCAAUCGCAGCCAGCUAUGGCAUCCGGCUUGAUGACAUCGGCGUCACCGUCGUCGCUGUCAUCAUCGCUAACGUCGGUUCCACUGAGGUCGCAGCCCCUGCUGCUACCGAGUGCUGCAGCCAGUGCCGCUGCCGCCACUCGGUCCUAUCACCAGCAGUCACAGCUGCCGCAUCAAUGGCUUCCGACGGGACUGCAGAAUCAACCGCAUGAAAGACAUGAUCCUAACCAAUACUACUACUAUUACUACUACUGAUGACGAUAUGUUUAAGCAUAACUAAACGCUGAUGCUAGUGAAUAACUUCGAGAUAGGGUUCGGAAACCUCCAAGAGUCAAUGUACGUACGCACCGCAGUAUUUAGAACGAAAGAAAAGAAACAAGACAUGAUGCCGAAUUGUUUUAGUUUAGGUCCUAUGUUAUAAUAUUCAGUUAAUUUUUGCGUUCCCUUGUGAUAAGCACUUGAGUUAAGUUCCGCUAGACUAUUGCUCAAAAAUUCUUCUCAAUCGAAUCAGUUCGAUAAUCGAAACCUGAAAUCUCAACAUUAUCGUUUUCUUUCGUUUUCCAAAGAAUCAAAAACAAAACAACAAGCGCACCUUCAGGCACAUUAACACAUUAAACAUAAUAGAAGAAAAGAAAAUAUCAAAGAUAACUUUUGAACAGAAAUCAAAUAUUUUAGAGAAGAAAUAGGAAAUUUAACUAAAACAAAGUCUAUAUCGAAGCCAAAAGUACAAAACAACAAAUUGUUAACACGCAAAACAAAACAAAAAAAACUCGACUAUUUGAAACCACUUUGUUACUAUCAGUUUCGUUUCUUUUCUCAAACCCCUAGAAAGGUACUUGUCUUUCGGACCACUCCUGCCAUUACUUUUCUUGAUUUUUUGCUGCUUAAAAAGCCUAUACUGAUGAUUGAUUACUAAACAAACAAACCAAGAAAAAAACAACUACCGAUGAUACUACAAGAACUGCUCUCGCUUCAUAAAAGUUUCCAAUUUGCUAAACUUUGCUUAUUAAAACAAAAAAAAAACAACUCGUACACUUUUUGCUAAAACACUAAACGUUUUAAACAAGCAUGCUGUUAUACAUAUUUUUGUAAAUAGUAUCUAUUGUACCCUAAUUUCAAGCGCCAACAAAACUCACACUCACACACAAACAUAUAUAAAUACAUACUAAAAAAAAUACGGCUCCUACAGCGUGUCGUGUGAUUCCGGUGUGGUGUGAGAUCUAAGAGAUCGUUCGUAACAAACACACACACUCACACAAUAACACACAAAAAAACACACACCCACACAUGCGAUUAAUGUUUAAGUCUUUUUCCUCUAAUCUAGUAAGCCGAUGAACUCGAUGAUGAAUGCUGCUGACAAAAAAAAAUGUGCAUCAUUUUCCUAGUUUUAAUCGUUUUUUUUACAUAGAUUCUGCACUUUCCUAUCAUA